Messenger RNA from Sebastes umbrosus (honeycomb rockfish), 2726 nucleotides. RefSeq names its product RING finger protein 208. The record is from RefSeq and is a predicted model, not a curated record. NCBI's taxonomy places the organism in Eukaryota, Metazoa, Chordata, Actinopteri, Perciformes, Sebastidae. The transcript is spliced from 4 exons. The coding region runs from base 479 to 1435 and encodes 318 amino acids. Gene Ontology annotation, molecular function: ubiquitin protein ligase activity. Gene Ontology annotation, biological process: protein ubiquitination.
GAGGUGUUUAAUUAACCUUUAGGCAACAGCUGUAGCAAUAAUAAUAUUUUAACAAACAUGUUAAAGAAUGGGAAAAAAAGAAAACAAUAGUUAGUUAGUUAAUUAACUCACUGGUUGGUGGAGCUUCACUGUCCAGACUGUCCAGGUAGAACUCUUCUGGUUCAGCUCGUUAAUCAGCAUCACUUUCUUCAGCUAUUCAAAUAGAGUCAAACUAUCACACGGCGGAGAGAAGAAGAAGUUUAAUGUGAGAGACUAGCUCCAGGAGGGUCUGAGUGAGGAACCGGCCGGAUGAUGUGAGGCAGAGCGAGCUGACAGGACAUCAGUCACCGACCGAGUUGUGAUCUGAGGACUGAGGCUGUACCAGGAGCAUCUUCAUCAUUUCUUCAUCAUCCUCCAUGUCUGCUGACAGCUAAAAGUUCAACAUCUUCCACCUCUUCAUCUCCUCGGAGCUUCACUCAUCUUCCUCCUCCAUCCAGUCAUGAAUCCCUACAGAGACACAAGUCCACCUCCACAUUCUUUUCCUGAUCUUCAUGAUAGUUCCCAUAAUGCAUCUCUGUCAGCCAACUUAUCGUCUCCUCCAGUCAUCCAGACGGGUCACAGCUCCGUGACGGUUCUGAGCCAUAACUUCCCUCACUAUCAGGCCUCCCCAGACCGCGAUGGAGGUCAGAACCAGGGCCCGUCACCGUACUCGGACCGGUCCGCAUCGCCGCUUACAGCCUCAGAUCCAGGCUUCAUCUUCAGAUCCAGGUCCAUCCUGGUUCCAGCCUCGUCUCCCACACCGAACCCUUACCCCGACCCCGCCACACCCCCCUCCUGCCAGGUCUCCGUCAUCAUCCCGUCCCCGGACCUCGGCCCGUCCCCUCUGGUGUCCCAGUGCUCCGAGGACUCCUGCCCGGACCUGGAGUGCUCCAUCUGCUUCAGCCAGUUCAACAACGUCUUCCGCUGUCCCAAGAUGCUUCAGUGCAAGCACACGUUCUGCCUGGAGUGCCUGGCGCGCAUCAACGUCAAGUCAGCCGAGCCCAACGCCAUCCAGUGCCCGCUGUGCCGCGGCCUCACGCCGCUGCCCGCCCUCGGGCUGCCCAGACUGGCCACCAACUCAGACAUGCUGUCCUACCUGCCGGCCGCCAUGCAGAGAGUCUACAGCAUCCGCUUCCUCCGCAACAAAGGGAAGCUGCAGGUCAAAAGGUCAUCUGAAGGUCACCGGCGGUGGGGUCAGAGGUCGAUAACAUCAGUGAACCGCCGCUCUCUGGACGUGGGGCUUCCCAGCCCGCCUGCCGGAGGUCGCGGUGAGGCGGGCGGCGUGGUCGGAGCCAUGUUCAGACUGACGGGCCGGCCGGGUUGCCGAGCCUUCCUCCUGACCUCCGUGGUGAUGAUGAUGGUGCUGUUGACGGGCAUCAUCAUCUACCUCCUCACCUUCAACACUGAUGACAGUUAGUGACAUCACGUUACAUCACAUCCUGUCUUCUUCCUCCUUCUGCUUUUAUUUCUCUGCUGGAAAAACUCAUCCAACAGUAAAAUGCCUCCAUCUCUUAAUGAGCAACAUCUGUCUGUGGUUAACAGAUGAUCCAGAUGUGCAAUAAAAAGCCAUCGACACUCACACCUGAGCUGAGGAAGUGAGAAUCAGUGGACUCUAAUCUGCUUUAUUAUAUUUAACUCGUGCCAAACAGUUUGAAAUAAUCACUGAAAAUACUUCCCACUUCUAUUUUGUAUGUGUUCAUGUUCAUCCUGUAACAGCGGAGGUGAAACGCUAUCUAGGAAUCGGUGGACUUUAAUCCGUUUUACAGUACGUAUCUUGUGCCAAAAACAAGCUGUAAAUAAAUGAUUAGCUGGAAAUGAGAACAUUCUGCUUAAAGUCACAAAAUGGCAGUCGGGUGACGGAAAGCACCGGAAACGUGAGAAGCGGCGUACUUCAAUCUUCCUCACAGCACUUUAAACUUCACUUACUCACCUCCAGUUUCGGGGGAAACGCACACUAUCAUCACUUUUAAAUGUCUUGAAUUUCAUGUUACAAAGAGGCGAUCGGGUAAUACGAGACGGCCGGUCUGAAGGUGGUUAGAUGGCGGUGGAGAUAAGGAGAGGAGACGCGUUGUAAGACUAUAAAACAAUAGACUGAUAGCAGGUUUAUUAUAUGAACAACAGGGCGAAGUCUCCCAUCCAGCUACACAGAACAGCUCAAAUUAAACAUCAAACUUUAGAUUGCAGGGACAUUUUGAGACUCUAUUAAAACCUAAUAUAUAAGAAACAUAAACCUUCUUCAUAUUGUCUGUUUAGACUUCCAGCACUUUAAAAAGAAAAACCCAGCAACUGAAUGUUUUGAUGUUUUCUGUCUUUAAAAGUGUUUAAAUGAGAGUGUAUGUUUCCUCCCGUCGGCGCUGCAGCUCUUCACCGAACGCCGUCGACAGGAGUCAUGCAAAUAAAGCUGGGUUAUAGUUAAAAGUCUGACGCAGAGAGCCGACGAUUUUCAUAUCUGCUGAAACAUUAAUAUGAUAUGACGGAUGGAAGCAACAAAAAUAAGGCUGCGGUUGAGAGGGAAAAUAUAUUUUAAUCUACCGUUUGUCUUCCUGUUUCUUGUAUGUUGUGUUACUUUGUGUUUUAAACUCUGACCUGUUUUACUGUGAAAUGUAAAAUAAAUCAUUUUAUAUAUUUAUAUAACUGUUUUAGCAAAGCUUGCACUAUCACCAUGUUGGCCUCGUGUUAAACUUCAAUAAAUUCCUGUUUGAAUUAAU